Miscanthus lutarioriparius is the source of this 879-nucleotide messenger RNA. The record is from the annotation of a GenBank genome assembly. Lineage: Eukaryota; Viridiplantae; Streptophyta; Magnoliopsida; Poales; Poaceae.
AUGGACGAGAAGGCGAAGAUGGAGAGCAAGCUGUCCUCGGCGGCGGCGUUCGUGGAGGGGGCGUGCAGGACGCCUGCGACGACGCCUGCAGCAUCUGCCUCGACGCCUUCUGCGACAGCAACCCCUCCACGCCAAGAGCUAUUAGAGGCUGUUGAACAAGAGAGGAACAUCCGAGCUAAUCGUUCACAUAAUACUGCUGUUUUCCACCAUCCAAUGCUGGGUGAUUUUGAGAUUCCUGUAGGUGCAGAUGAUGCAGAACUUGAAGAACGCAUUAUUCAGCACUUGGCUGCUGCAGCUGCAGUGCGUAGGUCACACCGUCAUCAUAGAAGAGAUAGUCACCAGGGAAGAUCAGGAGCAAGUAGCCACCCACAAUUCCUGGUGCUUUCAGCAGACGAGCACACAACCUCAGGUCAAGAAGGGGAUUAUGAACAAGCCCCUGCUGUAGUUUCUGGUCGCCCUUUACGUACUCUUGUUGAACAAGAACGCACUCGAGGGUUAGUGGAUGCAUCCAGUCCAUCUCUCCGCUUUUCUACUCCUGCUGAUGGUACUGGUAGAUCAAACAAAAGGAUUUCUGGGAUUCAGUCUACACCUGUGGAUCAAGAUGGAGCAGGACCGUCCGAUUUACAAUCAAUCUCUGACAAUUUGAGAUCUCGUCUGCAGUCAGCUUCAAUGAGGUACAAGGAUUCCAUAACCAAGAGUGCAAGUGGAUGGAGGGAGAGGUGGUUUUCUCGGAGUAACUCUUUAUCAGAUCUUGGUUCUGAGGUAAGGAGGGAGGUCAACGCGGGGAUUGCUGCGGUGUCUCGCAUGAUGGAACGGCAUGAUACAAGAGACGGCACGGGGCCUUCUGCCACCUCCGCGUCAGGAUCUGGUUCUCAGUGA